Messenger RNA from Stegastes partitus (bicolor damselfish), 2316 nucleotides. Its product is annotated as EGF-like repeat and discoidin I-like domain-containing protein 3. Gene Ontology annotation, cellular component: plasma membrane. The transcript is spliced from 10 exons. Bases 122 to 1537 code for a protein of 471 amino acids. Lineage: Eukaryota; Metazoa; Chordata; Actinopteri; Pomacentridae. The record is from RefSeq and is a predicted model, not a curated record. Gene Ontology annotation, molecular function: signaling receptor activity; calcium ion binding.
CCGAAUCCCGGUUUUUCCCACAACACUUUAAGGCAGCACCGGCUGGACGUUUAGUGGCAGCGCGUCGCUCCGAACAAACAAACCUGCAGAGAGAAAAAAAAUUCGCAAGAGACAGACGAAUAUGAAGCGUCCUGGAAAUGUGUUCACGGCGUAUUUAGGAGCUUUUACUCUUCUACUUUGCCUGUAUUCAAUCAGAGGUGACUACUGUGAAGUGAAUCACUGCCACAACGGGGCGACAUGUGUGACGGGUUUAGGAGAGGAUCCCUUCAUCUGCAUCUGUCCUGACGGCUUUGGAGGAGACACCUGCAACCUGACGGAGAUAGGUCCCUGCAGUCCCAACCCCUGCAAGAACGACGGGUCCUGCGAGGUCAUCGCUCCGACCAGGCGAGGCGACGUCUUCAAUGAGUACGUCUGCAAGUGUCAGCCCGGCUUUGAGGGAGUUCACUGCCAGAUCAAUGUGAACGACUGUGCCAACCAGCCUUGUAAGAAUGGAGGGACGUGCCGAGAUCUUGAUGGAGACUACACCUGCCAGUGCCUCUCGCCGUAUGUUGGGAAGCAGUGCCAGCUACGUUGCAUUUCUCUGCUCGGGAUGGAAGGAGGAGCGAUCGUGGAGUCUCAGAUUUCUGCUUCCUCUGUGCACUACGGCAUUCUGGGUCUUCAGCGCUGGGGCCCGGAGUUGGCUCGACUCAACAACCAAGGCAUCGUCAACGCCUGGACGUCUGCCACCCACGACAGGAACCCCUGGAUCGAGAUUAACAUGCAGAAGAAGAUGCGUCUGACGGGCAUCAUCACUCAGGGAGCCAGUCGAAUGGGCACAGCUGAGUACAUCAAGGCCUUCAAGGUGGCGAGCAGCUUUGACGGAAACAGCUACGUCACUUACAAAGGGGAUAAUCAGCGGAGGGACAAGGUGUUUGUGGGCAACACAGACAACGACAGCACAAAAACCAACCUUUUUGACCCUCCGAUCGUGGCCCAGUACAUCCGCAUCAUCCCCGUGGUUUGUCGCAGGGCCUGCACGCUGCGCAUGGAGCUGGUGGGCUGUGAACUCAAUGGUUGCACAGAGCCUCUGGGGAUGAAGUCUCGGCUCAUCUCGGACGGGCAGCUUUCAGCCUCCAGCACUUUCCGCACAUGGGGCAUCGACACCUUCACGUGGCACCCUCAGUUUGCCCGACUGGAUAAGGCGGGGAAGACAAACGCCUGGUCUCCUGCUCACAACAACCGCUCAGAGUGGAUCCAGGUUGAUCUUGAGAAAACAAAACGCCUCACAGGCAUCAUCACUCAAGGUGCAAAGGACUUUGGGGUGGUCCAGUUUGUGUCGGUGUUUAAAGUUGCUUACAGCAACGAUGGGGAGACUUGGAGUACGGUGAAGGACGACAAGACCGAAAACGAUAAGCUUUUCCAAGGAAACAUUGACAACAACACCCACAAGAAGAAUCUGUUUGAGCCUCCGUUCUACGCUCAAUACAUCCGCGUCAUCCCCUGGGAGUGGCACGAACGCAUCACUCUACGCAUGGAGCUGCUCGGCUGCGAUGACUAGAAGCUCAUCAAUAACCAAUAAUCAAAGCUCCAUCUCCUCCGACCGCAGCAGAGAAUGGAUCCACCGAGAUCAUGUUUGCUGCAUAGCUUGGACUUUAACACUUGUAGCACUUUCUAACUAGUGACUUUUUUAUGUUUAUGUUGAUAUAUUUGUUUGAAAUUGCAGCUUUUGAUUGCUCACAGAGUCCCUUAUUUAGUAACUAUGCUUUUAGCGUUUUUUUUUGUUUUUGUUUUUCUAAUUUGCACAGAUUUGCUUAGUCUGAAUGAUUUGUUCCCUUUAAGAAUCCAAACUCUGCUCUUUUGUAGUUUUAACAAUCUGCAGAGGUAAAACAUCGUCACUAUCAUCCUCACUGUGUCUUACUCUGUCUAUUAUUCAACUGCUGUUUGGUUACUCAAGCACAAAUUCGCAUAAUGACGCAGGGUCGGUGCAAUACAGCGUAUAUUUUGGAAUUUCCAACCAUUCAGGAAGACAAAGUGUGUCCAAGAGUAGAAAAUUAAAACUUUCAAAGUAGUACUGCAGCACACUGAUGAAGCCAGUAAAUUGUAGGGCAAGUUCUUCAUGUUGUGUCUGUUUUGUUGAUUUUUUUUUUUUUUUUUUUACACAUUUUGACACAUUUUUCAGCUUCAUUCUUACAUAAAAUUUCAUUCUAAUUUAAAACUUUUUACCACAAAUGUGAAAUAUGUAGAAAGAUACAUAUAUGUAGAAAACAUUGUUUUACAUUUGUUUUUUAAUUCAUUGUUGGUCUUGGACUAAGAUCCUUUAUUAAAUGUUAAAAUAAA